AGCUAUACAGUUAAAGCACAAUUAUAGUGAAUGUUCCCUAUCACUCUACAUACUUCCAUAAUGCAGUAGCUAAUUCAAUCUGAUAAGAAAAAGGUAGAAGACACUCAACACGGCACAAGAUUCCAUGGGACAGUCCAAAUCGUAGGAGCCAUCUCUUUCCAUCCUUCAAGAAAAGAAGCACCAACCGACUAAAGCUAUUCAUAAACCAUGUCACAAUGAAAGGCUUCCAAAAGAUAAUGCUAACAUGUAAGUCCUUUUAGGAUAUCCAGGCUCAGAAUUAUGCGGAGGACCACAACAGGUUAUCUCAGGAACCAACUCUGAAUCAACUUUGUCUUAAACAAAAAAAGGAUGACCAGUAGGUUGACAACAACAUCCAGCCUAAAUUUCCUUUAUGAAUGAUGACUGCGCUCUACUAUGAAUCUCUGACAGGAAUCUAAUUAGUUCAUAGAAUCUAAUCUGGUAGCAGGGUGAGGUGUCCUCAGCCUGACAGAUGAUUGGCCUUUAUAUUAUCAGGAACAAAAAGUUUGAAGUUCAAAUAUUACAGGAACAGGAAUCCAUGAGUGAAGAAAACUGAAACUUGAAAAAGGGCCGGAAAAAAACUGUUAACCAAGAAAAGUACAAGGUGGCAUGGUGGGUCGAUUUGCACGGGAAAGCGUACUCUUUCUCAGAAUUCAGCAAAGGGACAAACUUUGCAUUUCGUGAGGCCCCCCAUAUUCCCACAGCACCAGCAGCCCCGUCCCCUCUAGCCACUAACCGAUGCCAAAAUUUUUUAAUGCCAGGAAAAGGCCAGCAAAUGAGGCUCACACCCAACUAACUCUGUCUCAAAUCUCUGACCUCAGAACAUGCACCAAUACCUCACCAUCAAUAAAUACCCUCCUCCACCCCUCCCCACCACUGCCCCUCACAACCAUAAUAACCUCCCUACAAAUAGCCUUCAGUCCAAGGAAUCAAGACACAUACAAAGCAGCAGCAGCAGCAGCAAGCAAGCAAUGGAGAUAGAGUCGGUCAAGUGCGAGUGCUGUGGCCUGAGGGAGGACUGCACCCUGGACUACAUUGCCAGCGUGAGAGCAGGCUUCCAUGGCCAAUGGCUGUGUGGGCUGUGCUGUGAGGCCGUCAGAGAUGAGGCAUGCAGGAAGAAGGUUCACCCAGGAGUAGAGGAGGCUGUGAGGGCUCACAUGGCAUUCUGCAAGAUGUUCAAGUCGAACCCUGCUGUCCGCGUGGCUGAUGGCAUGCGCCAGAUGCUCCGUAGGCGGUCUGGUGAUAUGUCAAAGCCGGAAUCAGCCAAGAAGUACAGCACCUCGCAGGUUGGAGACGAAUCAUCAGUGACACUGUAUUGAAGAGUUCAUCCAUCCUAAGACUUGUAGACCGUCUAGCCCUCUUCUCAAGCUGAAUCCCUUGCACCUUUUGUCAGUUUGCUGUAUGUUCUUAUCAUGUUUGGAAUGUACAUAAUAUUCAUGCACAUAGAAGCUAGUAAUGUCUGUCUUUUUGAUGAA
Molecule: messenger RNA, 1493 nt
Organism: Sorghum bicolor (sorghum)
Lineage: Eukaryota; Viridiplantae; Streptophyta; Magnoliopsida; Poales; Poaceae
Exons: 1
Coding region: 843-1337 (164 amino acids)
Source: RefSeq, a predicted model, not a curated record